This is a messenger RNA of Akanthomyces muscarius, 429 nucleotides long. RefSeq lists its product as uncharacterized. Lineage: Eukaryota; Fungi; Ascomycota; Sordariomycetes; Hypocreales; Cordycipitaceae. The record is from RefSeq and is a predicted model, not a curated record. The transcript has a single exon. Bases 1 to 429 code for a protein of 142 amino acids.
AUGAUCUGGCCGUGCCCCUCCUCCUCGCCCGAUCCUGAGGUGGAAGCGUGCUUUGCCACCACCACCAUCGGUGAUGACUAUAAUACACCUUUCUGGACGCAAAAUUCUGCAUGGAUGUCGGCGACGGAUCACAACGACCAAGAUGACGACGAUAUUGGUGACGACGAUGAUAACUUGGCAUGGAGUCAGCCUCCUUCGCCGGCGUGGGAGACAAACAAUUUGGCCGAAUCACCCUUCAUUCCCUCUGCGCAGCCCGUGUUCUAUCCCUUUUCGCUGCCUGCAUCGGGCAUUCGUCCGCUAACGCCGCCCUCACCGUUUCGACAGCGACUAGAUUCCAGCGAUUCCUGGAUUUCAGAGCUAGACACGGAUUCAGAAGUCGACGACCUGCUGGAUGAUCUCUUGCAGAGCGUUUCCGGCAUGGCACUGUAA